GCACCGGAACCUGGCCGCAGCGCCUAUCUGUGAAGCAAGUAUUAAACCUCAGAACAGGGGCCGUGCGGCGUAAGGCAGGAGAGCAGAGCGGAGGUUUCAGGGAGUUUCGUUUGCCCUCCACACUCACAAGAGUCAGGCGUUAGUUGCUACACAGCUGUAUCUGUCCCACCCCUUGACUGGCACUCCUGGGGUAAUAAAAGCCCGCAGGAAAUGCUUGGGAAGAAAAAUUGCUGGGGAUGAAGAGUGAAGAGAAUUAGGGAGACUCGAUGAAGAAGGAAGACUGAACCAUAAAAGGACAAAUAAAAUUCACUGUCUCUACCCUCCUUCCUUCCAUGAGACCUUUGACCUUUUGUCUUUUCUACCUCUUCCUCACUUUCAGCCACAUGUCAGACUUUUUCUUAAUUACAAACUGAUAGAUUGUCUGUAUCUCAACUAACGGUAUUGAGGCUGUAAGAGCAUCAGAUUUGAAACAAAUCUGUAUUAAUGAAGAGUGACUGCAUGCAGACCACAAUAUGUCAAGAAAGAAAAAAAGAUCCCAUAGAAAUGUUUCAUUCUGGACAGCUGGUAAAAGUCUGUGCCCCAAUGGUUCGAUAUUCAAAGUUGGCUUUUAGGACACUAGUAAGAAAAUACAGUUGUGAUCUGUGUUAUACGCCAAUGAUAGUUGCCGCUGAUUUUGUCAAAUCUAUAAAAGCCAGAGACAGUGAAUUUACCACAAACCAAGGUGAUUGCCCAUUGAUUGUUCAGUUUGCUGCUAACGAUGCAAGACUUUUAUCUGAUGCUGCUCGUAUAGUCUGUCCUUAUGCGAAUGGAAUAGACAUUAACUGUGGUUGCCCUCAGAGGUGGGCAAUGGCAGAAGGUUAUGGGGCUUGCUUAAUAAACAAGCCAGAGCUUGUUCGAGAUAUGGUGAAACAAGUAAGAAAUCAAGUGGAAACCCCUGGAUUUUCAGUUUCUAUUAAAAUAAGGAUCCAUGAUGACCUUAAAAGAACGGUAGAUCUUUGUCGAAAGGCUGAAGCAACAGGAGUUUCCUGGAUUACAGUCCAUGGAAGAACUGCUGAAGAAAGACAUCAGCCAGUGCACUACGAUUCCAUUAAAAUAAUUAAGGAAAAUAUGUCUAUACCUGUGAUUGCUAAUGGAGACAUCAGAAGCUUAAAGGAAGCAGAAAAUGUGUGGCAGAUUACUAGGACAGAUGGUGUGAUGGUUGCAAGAGGACUCUUAGCAAACCCGGCCAUGUUUGCUGGAUAUGAGGAAACCCCACUGAAAUGCAUCUGGGACUGGGUUGAUAUUGCUCUUGAACUCGGGACUCCUUACAUGUGUUUCCAUCAACAUUUAAUGUACAUGAUGGAAAAGAUAACUUCAAGGCAGGAAAAAAGGGUAUUUAAUGCUCUGUCAAGCACGUCAGCAAUCAUAGAUUACCUUACAGACCAUUAUGGCAUUUGACUAGACUUCCCAAAUAAUUUUAAUAUAUACUUUUAGACCCACAGUGAAACCACAGGUCAUAUUUUGUACUUUAAACUAGUAGCUCCCAAAUUUUAGUAUAAAAACAAUCCCUGGGAGCAUUUUUUAACAGUCAGUCAUAGACCCCACCCUCAGAGAUUCUGAUUUGGUAGAUCUGGGGUAGACCCAGAAAUAUACAGUUUAAAGAAAACUCCCGGUAGUUCAGACAUCCUGAUCAUCCUAGGAAAACAUUGACAAAUACUGCUCUGAAUACUGUUAUAUAGAUAUUAGGGGGAUGGGUAGAGUGGGAAUUUUUUCCUAAAGGAAUCAUGUUUUAUCAUGUUUUUAACAUUUUAAAAUAAAAUUUAUUUCAAUAUUAAGAAA
Molecule: messenger RNA, 1818 nt
Organism: Chlorocebus sabaeus (green monkey)
Lineage: Eukaryota; Metazoa; Chordata; Mammalia; Primates; Cercopithecidae
Gene: DUS4L
Product: dihydrouridine synthase 4 like
Biological process (GO): tRNA processing
Molecular function (GO): flavin adenine dinucleotide binding; tRNA dihydrouridine synthase activity
Source: RefSeq, a predicted model, not a curated record